Hydatigera taeniaeformis is the source of this 1320-nucleotide messenger RNA. The record is from the annotation of a GenBank genome assembly. Lineage: Eukaryota; Metazoa; Platyhelminthes; Cestoda; Cyclophyllidea; Taeniidae.
AUGCUUCUUCUCUUCGAGUGCGCGGCUGGUUAUGCCGUGUUCAAAGUUAACAAUGAGAAAAAACUGCAGGAAGUCAGCGACUUGGCCAAAGAAUUCGAGAAUACUGAGUUUAUGAACCAGGCGAUUCAGCUGGAGAAAUUUGUGAAGUUUGAGGAUACAAAGGAGGCGCUUCUAGCUGCCGCAGAUACUAUCGAAGGGAAAAUUUCCAAGAAACUAAAGAGGCUCUUAAAGAAGCUGUACGUUAAGGAAAUACGCGAUGACGUUUUAGCUGUGGCCGAUAAGAAGCUUUCCCAAGAAAUAACGAGCAAAAUGAACGUGUCUACGCUUGCUGAUUCCUCGGUGCAAAAUCUCAUGCGUGCAAUUCGUACUCAUAUGGCGUCGCUUAUUCCGGCAAUUGAUGAAUCGGAUCUCAUGCGAAUGCGACUCGGUUUGGCUCACAGUCUCGAUCGCUAUAAACUUAAGUGCAACCCUGACAAGAUAGACACUAUGAUUGUCCAGGCAAUCGGUCUUCUUGAUGAGCUAGAUAAAGAGUCAAAUAACUACGUCAUGCGAUGCAAGGAAAUGUAUGGUUGGCACUUUCCUGAGCUGGCCAAAAUCGUGACAAACAAUAUGACUUAUGUUCAGCUCGUUAAACGCAUUGGUGUUCGAGAGAAUGCAUCAAAGAUGGAUCUUACCGACCUCAUUCCUGACGAACUGAUUGCACAGGUUAAAGAUGCUGCCAUCGUCUCCCUGGGCACAGAGUUGACGAACGAAGACGUGGAGAUGAUUCACUCAUUGUGCGACCAGGUUGUGGAAGUGGCUGAAUCCCGCAAUACUCUUCACGAGUAUCUGGUCAAGCGUAUGGUCGCUGUGGCUCCCAAUUUGACUGCUCUGGUGGGCGAAAUUCUGGGUGCGCGUUUAAUUGCAAGGGCAGGAACUUUGGUAAACCUUGCUAAGCAUCCUGCUUCAACCGUUCAGAUACUUGGUGCCGAGAAGGCAUUAUUUCGCGCUCUCAAGACACGUCACAGCACACCAAAGUAUGGUUUAUUGUACCACGCUAGCUUGGUUGGGCAAGCUGGACCAACUAUCAAGGGUAAGAUUUCGCGUAUGCUGGCUGCCAAAGCUGCCCUCUCGAUUCGUCUGGAUGCUCUUGGGGAUGAGGACGCUGACAACGAAAUGGGCAUCAGAGCCAGAGCUUAUUUGGAGGAACGGCUGCGACAGCUCGAAGCUGGGACCUUCAAUCCCCGUAUCUCGAAAAAACGCAAGUUCGACUCCGCACUUGGAAAUUCAGACCACCCACCAGCAAAAUCACGGAAAUUGCAUGGUGGAAAUGGGAACUAA